Molecule: messenger RNA, 2049 nt
Organism: Knipowitschia caucasica
Lineage: Eukaryota; Metazoa; Chordata; Actinopteri; Gobiiformes; Gobiidae
Source: the annotation of a GenBank genome assembly
AUGCACGAAUCAGUGACGCUUCUGAAGAAGUUUCCCAGCGUAAACCAUAUCAUGCACCGUUCUAAACGAGCCCGCUCUCCCUGUGUCUGGCUCGAUGAGUACAGUUGGGAGGAAAGAAUGGAUCGUAAGCGAAGAAAACAUGAGUCUGUCAGCAGUGAAAGAGAAAACAAUUCCAGAAGGACGUACCGUCAUCAAAGACGUUACGAAGGGCACUACUUGGAGACCCGCAGCUUGAAUCAAAGGUUGGACUCUCGGAGAAGACCUGCCCGAGACCGUAGCUUGGAAAUGGCCUGUGAAGAGAACAGUCGAACUGAGGCGUGCAAAGAGAAGGAUCGCAGCUGGCACCACUAUAGCAAGUCCUCAGGGCGCAGCGGGCGCAGUCGCAGAAGCAGCCGGCGACACAGAGACAGGCGACACAGGCGUAGCCAUUCUCGCCACCGCUCCGCUUCGAGGAGGAGCCAUCACCGCAGGAAAAGAUCCAGGAGUUUUGAGGAUGAUGACGAGGGUCACCUCAUCUAUCACAGUGGAGACAUGCUGAACUCAAGAUAUGAGAUAGUGUGUACUCUUGGAGAGGGUGCCUUUGGGAAGGUUGUGGAAUGCAUUGAUCAUGGAAAUAAUAGAGCUCGAUUGGCUCUGAAGAUCAUUAAAAAUAUAGACCGUUAUCGUGAGGCGGCUAUGUCUGAGGUGGAGGUGCUGGCUCAGCUGAAAGCCCUUGACUCUCAGAACAGAUAUUCUUGUGUGCACAUGCUUGACUGGUUUGACUUCCAUGGUCAUGUCUGCAUUGCAUUUGAACUGCUGGGCCUCAGCACCUAUGAUUUCCUCAAAGAGAACAACUUCCAACCGUUUCCUAUCGAGCACAUCAGACAUAUGGCAUACCAGAUCAUUCAAGCUGUGCGAUUUUUGCACAGAAACAAGUUGACACACACAGACUUAAAACCUGAAAACAUACUGUUCAUUAAGUCAGACUAUGAUUUGGAGUAUAACGCAGAUAUGAAACGAGAUGAACGAACCUUGAGAAACCCUGAUGUGAAAAUAGUGGAUUUUGGUAAUGCCACUUACGACCAUGAGCACCACACAUCUGUAGUGUCCACGCGUCACUACCGCGCUCCUGAGGUCAUCUUAGAUUUGGGCUGGGAUCAUUCCUGUGACGUGUGGAGCAUCGGCUGCAUACUUAUUGAGUAUUACCUUGGAGCAACUCUCUUUCAGACUCAUGACAGCAAAGAACACCUUGCUAUGAUGGAGAGGGUCCUGGGCCCCAUUCCCACUAAUCUUCUGCUGAAAACCAGGAAACGCAGAUAUGUACAUCGAUCCAAGUUGGACUGGGACGCCUACAGCUCUUCAGGAAGAUAUGUCCGGAAACAUUGCAAACCUCUUAAGCAUUACAUGAUGUCCCGGAGCGAGGAUCACCAGCAGCUCUUUGACCUCAUUGAGAAGAUGAUGGAGUACGACCCGGCCAAGCGCCUCAGUCUGGAGCAGGCCCUCAGACACAAGUUUUUCUCCCGUUUCCACAAGAGCAACAGCAGCACCAGCAUCAGCAAGCUGUCACUAGCCCCCCACGUGGUCAGCGGGGCGGCGCGCCUCAAAGCGAGCACAAAAGUGAUGGAUAGUAGCAGCGAGUCCAUGGAGGAGCAUAAAGCCGCGUGUAAGUGCUCUCCUCAGUCCGCUGUUCAGCGCUGGGCACCGGGGUUCCCUGUGGCUCUGUGCGCCUUGAUGUCUCUGAGCGCCAUCACCUUGUGUCUCCUCAUGAGCCUCAAGACGCAGCAGCUGGAGAGCCGCCUGAGCGCAGAGCUGCAGCGGGCACCAGUCCUUCAGCCGCUCCACACGACUUUUCUCCAAGAGGAUGGCUCCCUUAUACCUGAGCUGGGAACUCCGAUCGGACGACUUGUACAAGAGAAAGUGGAGUCAAUGAUGCCUAAAUUACGAACUGCGAGGGAUGUUGUCCAGGAGUGCUCCUGUCCUCCAGAGGAUCACAGGCCGCGGUAUGUGUGUGAGAGAGGCACUCACAGCACGAGCGGCAUCUCCACUAUUAAAGCUAUGGAGAGGGAGUGA